GCACAGGAUGAGGAAAUGAAGUGGAGCAAGAGCGUGACUUCACCCCUUUAUUGCCUUGCAAAUCUCUCUGUGUCAAAAACACACAGCCCUUUGCCCGGACAUAUCAGUAGAGAGCUGGCCUGGAUCCUCUUCUGACAGCUGAUGGCUGAAACGAACCCUCAGCCGCCCGCCACGGGCUCCUCUGGUACAUUUGACCAGGUCCAGAGCCAGGUCAAUGAAGUUAAAGUUAUACUGAAAGACAACAUCAACAAAGUGCUGGAGAGGGGCGACAGAUUAGACGAUCUCAUCGGCAAGACAGACGACCUCCAAGCAUCUGCCGACUCCUUCCAAAGAACGUCCACACGGGUCGCCCGGAAAUACUGGUGGAAGAACAUUAAAAUGAUGAUCAUAAUUGGAGUAAUUGGGCUGAUUAUUCUGAUACUCAUAAUCCUCGCUUCCACUAAGGUCAUUUAAUUGACCACCACCCGUAUCGGCUUCAGAUUCAAACCUCUGAAGCUGAGGUGAUCACCACCAGACAAUCAUUUGCACACAUGAAUGUGUUGUAUAUUUCAAAAUGUUUAUGUAAAUUUAAACAGUAUGUGAUUUUUUCACUGAGGUCUCUGUGAUGACGGCUGAUGAUAUGAAGUCAACAAUCAGAGAUGCUGAGAUUAAACCAUUACACUCCACAUGCAAAAAUCACUUAAUCCAUGUUCAACAAACACAGACGAGGGCUAGUUUGUCGUUUUUAUUUUGAUCGCUUUAAUGUCCAAUACAUCACGUGUAUAUAAUGUAUGUUUAGGGAUGUCAAACUCUGUAAGAAUAUCUGUAUCAUUUGACUGAUGAACACCAUAAAGUAGGUAAACUGUG
Molecule: messenger RNA, 846 nt
Organism: Girardinichthys multiradiatus
Lineage: Eukaryota; Metazoa; Chordata; Actinopteri; Cyprinodontiformes; Goodeidae
Exons: 3
Biological process (GO): vesicle fusion; vesicle-mediated transport; SNARE complex assembly
Cellular component (GO): plasma membrane; SNARE complex
Molecular function (GO): SNAP receptor activity; syntaxin binding
Source: RefSeq, a predicted model, not a curated record